Messenger RNA from Corythoichthys intestinalis (scribbled pipefish), 1896 nucleotides. RefSeq names its product angiotensinogen (gene agt). The record is from RefSeq and is a predicted model, not a curated record. Bases 258 to 1658 code for a protein of 466 amino acids. The transcript has 7 exons. NCBI's taxonomy places the organism in Eukaryota, Metazoa, Chordata, Actinopteri, Syngnathiformes, Syngnathidae. Gene Ontology annotation, molecular function: serine-type endopeptidase inhibitor activity. Gene Ontology annotation, biological process: negative regulation of endopeptidase activity; regulation of apoptotic process; regulation of systemic arterial blood pressure by renin-angiotensin.
AGUUUCUGAAUAAGACAAUAUUUUUGAGCUUGUGGGAGAAAUAAGAAAUAGCAACAUGUUUCUGACUGGUGUUUCUGGAGAGUUAUCCAGGUCAUCAUCUGAUGGUGUUUCAAAGUAUGAAAUAUAAUACGAUGUCAUAAAAUCACCGGAUUGAAGAGUGGGCGUUGAAGUGCAUUGAUUGGAGACCAAGGCCAUGUCCUGUGGUCCAUCCACAGAGUGUACUGUUUGCUCACCUCACACACUUGAAAGGAACUCCUAUGUUGACCAGUGACAAAAUGCAAAAUCUACGCUCACCUCUCGUGGUCCUGCUUCUUUGGUGCUGCCUCCCUGGAGGGCAAGCUAACCGCGUCUACAUCCACCCCUUUCACCUCUUUGCUGCCGAUAAUGUCAGCUGUGAGACCCUGCAGACGCAGACUGAAAAAACCCUACAGACACUUCCGAUAGCGCCCUUGGAUAUGGAGAUCCUGACUCCAGAUGCCAGAGAUCCUGUGGAGCAGGACACCCAGAAGCAGAACAUCACACAGAGGACGGCAGUGUUGGCCGAGCUGAUGAACUCGCUGGGUUUGAGGAUGUACCAGGCGCUCAGUGUGAAGCAGCAAGGUGCCAACACGCUCCUGUCGCCUGUCAACACUUACGGAUCCCUCGUCACGUUCUAUCUGGGAGCCUCCAAGAAGACUGCUAGCUUUUUUCAGCAUCUCCUGGGUCUGAGCAGCGGCACCGACAGAGACGACUGUGUGUCCCUGGUAGAUGGACACAAGGUCCUGAAAACCCUACAUAAUAUCAACUCUCUGGUGGAUGAUGGCCCCAAAAACGAGAUCAGCACCCAAGUGUGGUUGUUCACCCUCCCGCACAUUCACCUGUCAGCAGACGUCGUCCAAGGCACCCGCGACUUCUCAGACUCAUCCUUCAUCCGCGGUGUGGACUUCUCACAGCCUGAGCUGAUCAACGCUUUUGUGGAAAAGACAUCCAAUGGGAAAGUUAAGGAUGCCUUCAAAGAUUUGGACGCCAGUUCCAACCUUCUCUUUGUUACUUUAUUCAACUUCCAAGGUAACUGGAAGACAGCCUUCCAACCAGACAAGACGUCCUUGCAGGAGUUUCAUGUGGAUGAAACCACCACAGUAAUGGCUCCUCUGAUGACCCACACAGGCCUCUACCAAUAUUUCAAUGAUAAGGUGCGGAGGUGCACAGUGGUGAAAGUGUCGUUAAGUAAGCGCUCCUACAUGUUGGUGGUGCUGCCACACGAGGGUGCAAAACUAACCGACAUCGAAGUCAAACUACGCACGAAUGUCAUGUCCUCGUGGUACCACAACCUCCAGGAAGGAUUGCUGGAGUUUUCACUACCAAAGUUCUCCUUGUCCUUUGCAAAUGACCUGCGGGAGCUUUUGAGCAACAUGGAUGCAGAAGUGGAGGCCAAGCUGUUGGGCUCGGAGGCCCAAUUCAGCCAACUAGGCAACACCAACCAGUUCACUAUUGCUAAGGCCAUUAAUAAGGUGUCAUUGGAGAUGUCCGAGGACAGCACGAUGUCCGAGCAGAACAAGACGGAGGAGGCAGGAGUUCCCUUCAAGCUUUCUGUCAACCGGCCCUUCUUGUUCUUCGUGGUGGAGAGCGAGUCAAACGCCAUCCUUACGUUGGGAAAAAUCACUAACCCGACGCUGUGAAAAACUAAAUAGGAAAGAAAAACACGACCACUUGAAAUGAAGUAAUCAGUGUUAUCAUUGCUUCUUGUCAGUAUUUAUGAAAACGUUACUGUUUUUCACUUUUAAUUUGAACAUCUUUUCUGUUUUGUAACGGCAGAUUCCUGUACAGUAUUUUUCCAUUGUUAGUUUAAGUCUUGUAUAUUCUAACUAAAGAGUUUAUUUUUGUCCGUCCACAAUAAAACAUUUGCGCUUCAAUAAA